This is a messenger RNA of Sinocyclocheilus grahami, 863 nucleotides long. Its product is annotated as coiled-coil domain-containing protein 158-like. The coding region runs from base 327 to 863 and encodes 178 amino acids. The transcript is spliced from 5 exons. The record is from RefSeq and is a predicted model, not a curated record. NCBI's taxonomy places the organism in Eukaryota, Metazoa, Chordata, Actinopteri, Cypriniformes, Cyprinidae.
AUUGCGCCUGUUUGCAAAUUAGCUAGCAUGCUAGGUAGCGUUGGUCAAAUCUUGUUGCAAAUGCAAACAAAAUAAAUUUACCUUCAGUUUAAAACUGGCUGUACUUCCAAUUUAAUUGGUAGCGAAAGCGAAUAUCACGCUUAUACAGGAUGCUUUCUGGCUAUCAAAAAUAAAGCUGAUGACUAUACCACCUGCUGUCCACAACCGCUAUUUCUCCAGAACAAACAUACUAUUGGGAGAGAAGUCAUCUGCAGGCAUUGUUGAAGCAGCAUGAAGUGCAGCAGGUCCAUGUCCAGCUGGAAGAGGCUCAAGGUCUGCUGAAGGUCAUGACGACAGAGGCAGAUGACCAGAUGAUGAGCGCAGAACUGGAAAAUGUCCUGCAUAUUGUCCCAAAUCACAGCUGCACUGUGGACUCGCAACCGUAUUUGACUAACCAGAUCGAGCAGCUCAUAGGGGAGAAUCAGCAACUGAAGGCUGCAUUGAGACAGGCAGAGCUCAGACUCAGCAUAAUGGAAGGAGAGAAGGCCUGUCAGCAUGCUGUGCUCUCAGAAAAGAUCUGCAAUGUUGAUCAGCUUAGUUUAGAGAAACAGCAGAUGACCGCUGAGCUGGGAGUUCGGCGUAUGCAGCUUACCCAGCUGAAAGAAACUCAUCAGAAAGCUUUGAAUGAGCUUCUCUGCAGUAAGAUCUGUGAGCUGGAACGAGAGAACCUGAAACUCAAGACCCAGCUGAGGACUGUACGGGCUGAGCUGGACCAGGCCAACAGUUCCUUGAGAGCACUGGAGGGAGCUGAUGGGCAUGCUGCCAACAAUCAAGAUGAGCUCACAGGACAGGCAUCUCAGAAAAUCAAGCUGGACAGGCCGUAG